UUUUUAUUUUAAUUUAACUAUCAAAACAAUUCAACGAAGCACACAUCGUUAAACGAAAUUGUUGGGUCACAUGACUGUCAUGUGAUCUAACCAAAAAAAUUGAAGAAUGGCAUCCUCAGUGAAAUUAGCUCCACUUCCUCAAAUAGAAAAGCUUUCAGAACGUGUAAUCAGGGUAUUAGGAUGUAAUGCAAGACCAAUGACAUUACAAGGCACAAAUUCUUACUUGAUUGGUAAAGGUGACAGGAGAAUACUUUUGGAUACCACAGAUCCAGGCACACCUGAUUAUAUCAAGAAUUUACAGAAUGCCUUAUCACAACACAAAUGUGGCAUACAGGAAAUAAUUAUCUCUCACUGGCAUGCUGACCAUUGUGGAAGUGUUCCUGAUGUAUGUAACCAAGUCACAAAAUCUCAAGAGACCAUUGUAUCAAAAUUCAAAAGAAUAUCUCAACAGGACCUAGACAUCUCUCCAGCAAAGUACACAUUUGUGGAAAACAACACAGUUUUUAAAACAGAGGGUGCUACUUUGAGAGCUAUACAUACACCAGGACACACAGAAGAACACAUGGCACUAUACCUCGAGGAAGAGAAUGCUGUGUUUUCUGGUGAUACAGUACUAGGGGAGACAACUGCAGUAUUUGAAGAUCUACAGACAUACAUGGGAUCUCUCCAGAAAAUACUUGAUCUGAAUCCAGCAGUUAUCUACCCUUCUCACGGUUCUGUGAUAAACGAUCCCACAGACAAAUUAAAAGAAUACAUAGCUCACAGAAUGAACAGAGAACAACAGAUUUUACAUUGUCUGAAAGAACUAAAUCAACCAAUGACGGCUGAGGAGUUAGUAGAGAAAAUAUAUGAGGAUUUGAAUCCAAUGUUAAAGAUGGCAGCAGCAAAUAAUGUUAUUCAUCAUCUGGAAAAGCUGGUUAAAGAUGGCUUUGCAGACAAAAUUGAAGAAGAGGACACCAGGUGGCUUCUGAAGAAAACUGGGAACCUGUAAAAUUGAUCUGGUACUCUAAAGAAAGCAGGGAACCUGUAAAAUUGAUCUGGUGCAUCCUGAUAGAUGUUUUGGUGCCAUUAUAUGGACUUUUAAGUGUAUUGAAAAUUACACGGUAACACCCACAGUUUUAGUUUGUUGAACUUGAACCAAUGUAUUGUGAACUAUGACCUUUUGAGUGAUUAAUUGGAUUUAGGUUGUAUCCUGUUUCUCUGUAGAACAGAUUUGAGGGACCUGUAUUUUGAUAUUAAGAUAACAGAGUUAGACUACUGUGGAUUCAUUUAUUUUCUUGGGUACCAAUUUUUCAUGGAUUGAGGAAAACUUGCAUUUUCGGGAAUAUUUGAUUUUGUGGUUUAACAAACAUUAGCAUACAGGCCUAUACAAAAUUUGUACUUCUUUGAAGAUUUAAAUUUUUGGUUCACAUGUACCCACGAAAUCCACAAAAAAGUAUGUAUCCCAUGAAUAAUCAUGAAUCCACAGUACAUGGUUUUAUAUUGUUUUAUGUCAUAAUUGAUUUGUUAUGUUUUUAAGUGGCAAAAUUUGUUAUCAAUUUCUGCUCUUUUGUAAUUUAAAGAUGCAUUUGAAAUCAUUGGUUGAAACUUUGAUUUUUAUGUGUAUCAUUGGUUGAAACUUUGAUUUUUAUGUGUAUCAUUGGUUGAACUUUGAUUUUUAUGUGUAUUAUGGGUUUUAAGUUAUAUUCUUGGUUUAUUAUAAUGAGGAUAUGCUCAAUUAUGACAGAAAAUUAUUACAAGAUUAAAAUCCCAUUUUCUCCUUAAUUUAGGAUAUAAAUCCUGUUUAAUUUUUGUGUAGAGCACAAAUUGGUAACAACAUCUAAAGUUGAUUUAUUGUUUAAUUUGUUAUCAUAUUUAUAUUCUGGUGUAAUAUUUGCAACUGGAUUUUAAGCUAAGAAUUUUAGAGAAGAAAUCUUAUAAUGUUUACCAAAUCUUAACACAAAAUAUUCAACUUUCAUCCUGGUCUUUUAAGAGAUCAUGUGAUCAAAUGUUAGACAGAAUUCCUACGUGUAUUGAGAUUAAUAUAUAGUUGUAAAUGGCAAACAUUUAGUAAUACAUGUAUAAAUUGUCCUUUCAUCAGUGAGUAUACCAAUCCACCUACCCUCAUAUUUUAUUCUUCUACAUUGUGAACAAGUUCACUUUUACCAAUUCUCUCAAAAUAUUCACAUCAUCCUAGAAUUGAUUUCCUCUGUAUGACAUUUUGUGGCAGCUGUGAGACUUGUUUGUGCUGUUUCUAGCAUUUGCUGCUUUGACAGGGUCAACAAUUGUUUAAGGGGUCUUUACAGAUGUUCGCUCCUCUGUUUCAAAAUAACAAGCUUUUUAAACGACUGUUGUAAAUUGAUAGUAAAUAAAUAACGGAUCUAAAAAAGCAGAAAAAAAAAUUAAAGGUCUGUGUCCUUGCUUUUGAGACGUAAUCAAAUUAAAAUUUGGCGGGAAAUGAUUCUCUAGAUUUUUCAUACAUUUAGCAUUGGCACUUUUUUCAUUCAAAAACUAUGAAAAAAUAACAAGGAUUUUAUAUGAUUUUUAAAAAUGGCUUUUUAAACUAUUUGUAAUAAAAAUAUGAAAAGAAAAGUAGGGGUUAGCGGGCAAAAUUUUUAUUGGCACUGCAUGGUUAAAACUAAAGGAUUCUGAAUAUCUGACAAAAAGACAAGACAUAGUUUAAAUGUUUAAUGAGGAGAGAAGCAAUUUAUAUAAUAUGUUUUUGUUUUAUAAGAAAUUUAACAGAGAGAAGAAUUAUAUAUAUAUAAUCAAGAGCAAGAUGUCUUUUGUUUUAUAAGAAAAAAGAAAGAAAAAAAAACUAAAUGAAAAAAAGGAAAGAUAUAAAAAAUAUUGACUUGAAGAAUUGUCAACCUUUGGGUGUAAGUUUUGCAGGGUAAAUGAUAAACUCCUAAUCAAACAAUCAGACCUUAGGUUGACAAUUCUGAAUUUCUACAGAAAUAAUGGCAUGUACUGUAUUCUUCCUGUGUGAAAAGAUAAUGGGGCCAUUGUUGUAUAAUUCCUGUGUGAAACGAAAAUUAGGGUCAUCAAUGUACGAUUUUUGUGUACUAGGGGGGUGUUUAAUGACCUUGACUACCCAUGAGUGUCUCACACGGUUGGCUUUUGUGUGAAAAGAAAUCAAUUAAACUAGAUUUUAACAAAAUACAGAAGUUUUAAGUUUACAAUAGUUGUUUUUUUCAGUGUUAAUAGUUUUAAUGGCUACAAAUUGCUUACUGUAUAUUCAGAAAUUAUUGCGUGCAUUUAUUAUUGCAAUUUUUGAAGUCUGAACUAAAAUGUGAGAUUUACUUUUGCGAUUUCAGAAUAGUUUCAUCCAGAUAUAUUUAUCAGAUAUCAGAAUGCGAGUUUUUAUUAUUGCAAUACUCACCAGGUUGCAUUUUUCGCAUUAAUCAAAACCUCACAAUAGUUUCUGAAUUUACAGUAUUAUGGAGACAAAAAAUAACAAUAAAAGUAAUGAUUUAAAAAUGGUCUCAUAACUUAUUUUGUUAACAACAGUAUUGAAAUAUAGUGUUUUAACCAAAGCAUUAGAUAGUAUUUUGUUAACCAUAGUAUUUUAAAAUUGUAUUGUUUUAUCUAACCAAGAUGUAUAUUAAAGUACAUAAUAUUCUUUUACUAACAACAAUGUCAUUAUGCUGAACAGUGAAUCGGUCUUUAGAGACCUCCGUCUUAUGAACAACUGUUUCAUAGUUUUCAAUACCUAUAUAGGUAGACCUGUUUUUAGAGAUCAGUUGUCAUGAUUUGCAGAAGAGGAGGACUCUCAGGAAAAAAUAAACUGUACAUUUGGCAGGGGUCUUCUUUGGUCUAUAAAUUUAAGCAUGUCAAAUUAUUUUAAAAGAUAUUUUAAACACUAGGGAAAAAAUUGCAUCAGCACUGAGAUAAUCUCUUUUGAAAUUCAGCCAUAUUAAGAAUACUGUCAAGAUAAAAGCCCUGUUCAUUGAUAAUUUUCUAUGUUUUCUGUGUAUUGUGUGCGAUUUUGUCCCAUGUACAUUUACUCCAAAUCCUUUCAUUUUCUAUAAGGUGGAAUUAUUUUCCAAAAGGUUUAUUUUUGCUAAUUUGAAAACAUCCCUUCCCUUAACUUUAUAAUCUUUAAGGAAGAACAAUAUCAAGGAUAAGAAAAACGUAAUAAUAAAACCCUCCUAUUUUUGGGAUUCAUUUCUAAGGAAACAAUAAUAAAUCAUCCCAAUGUUCCCAAUAGGGUUUUCAUCAAUAUAGAUGGUUAUUAAAAAGGGUCUGGAUGGGGUUCACAGACUAAAGAAUAAUGAGCAAAUAUGACAGAAAAAUGGGGAAAAAAUAAAGAAUAGAGAAAAAUAGGCCAAAAAAUACAGUUUAGAAAAAAUAAUGUGAACUUAAAUAUAAAGAAUGGAGAAAAACACAAAAUUUAUAAAGAAUAGAGAAAAUGUCCUAAAAAUAGAAACAAAAGAAAAAGACAAACCCCCCAAAUCCAGACCCUCAUUAAAGUAAAGUAACUUUUUGGUACUGGCUUCUGCUCAUUGUUUCCAAAUUGAUAAAACAAUUUAGGGCUGAUCAAAAACUUGUAUUCAAGAUUAUGUUUUAUUCAGAUUUGUUAUAAAAAGUUUGAAAAUAUAACUUCAAAAUGAAAUUUCAUUUUUCACUGACUAUAGGGCCAACUAGAUAUGAAUACUCCCCUUGUUAUAUUAUUAAGUAUUAUAUUAAUCAAGAUUGUAGUCAUAAGGUCUUUUAGUGGUUUGAUGUUUUAUAAUGUCCCAGUAAUCAAAAUAUGAUGAAAAUCAGUUUGUUACAUUUUGUUAAAUGAUAUGAAAAUGAGAAUAAAAACAUGUUUAAAACAUU
Messenger RNA from Mytilus californianus (California mussel), 4803 nucleotides. Its product is annotated as endoribonuclease LACTB2-like. The record is from RefSeq and is a predicted model, not a curated record. Lineage: Eukaryota; Metazoa; Mollusca; Bivalvia; Mytilida; Mytilidae. Bases 107 to 991 code for a protein of 294 amino acids. Gene Ontology annotation, cellular component: mitochondrial matrix. The transcript is spliced from 7 exons. Gene Ontology annotation, molecular function: RNA endonuclease activity; single-stranded RNA binding.